Molecule: messenger RNA, 864 nt
Organism: Aphanomyces invadans
Lineage: Eukaryota; Oomycota; Saprolegniomycetes; Saprolegniales; Verrucalvaceae
Exons: 5
Coding region: 53-802 (249 amino acids)
Biological process (GO): regulation of cytoskeleton organization
Cellular component (GO): axoneme
Molecular function (GO): microtubule binding
Source: RefSeq, a predicted model, not a curated record
AGCGGUUUCACAAGGUGGUGGGGCAACGAGCGUCGGCGGCGCGGUCGAAGCGAUGGAUGGGAUUGUCCUCGAUGACGAAAUCCUUCAGAAGAUAUAUGCGUGGAUCGAUGAAGUGCCCCUUUCCCGGCCAAAGAAGAACAUGGGGCGCGAUUUUAGCGAUGGCAUUCUAGCGGCGGAAGUCAUUGCGUACUACUUUCCCAAGCUCGUGCAGAUGCACAACUACAGCUCGGCCAACUCGUUGACGCAAAAGCAGUAUAAUUGGGGCACGCUCAACACCAAGGUCCUCAAGCGGUUGGGAUUCCAGUUGACCAAGAAAGAAAUCGACGACAUCGUCCAAUGCAAGCCCGGUGCCGUGGAAGAAUUCCUGAGCAAGCUGCAGGUCAAAAUUGCAAAUUACCGCCUGCGGCGCGCCAGUUCGACGGAUGUAGGCGACUCCGCAAACUCCCCCGUCCGCGAACCGACGGGUCACGCACGCGUCUCGCUCAACGAGGAAAGUUUGAACAGCGAACAAAACUACUCUGGCGUGCCCAAGCGGUCUGAGGUCCGGGAAGCCAAGGCGAAAGACGACAGCGUCGACGACUUCCCGGCCAGUCUCGCGAGCUUUGCUUCCAAAACAUCGCAGAAGUCGUCGCCAGACCACGCCGACGUGCACGCGGACCUCCAAGAAAAGAUCAGCAUCAUCGACGAGCAGCGGGAGACCAUCCAGAUCUUGGAGCAAAAGAUCCAAAAGCUCGAACAGCUCGUGCGGCUCAAAGACGGCAAGAUUCAAACGCUUGUCGCCAAGUUGCGCACUCAAAAGUAGCGAGGGACCCACCCCGCAUCGUACAAAAUAUUAUGUUACACUGCACUUGCUGCCCUCCGCCG